Messenger RNA from Ctenocephalides felis (cat flea), 414 nucleotides. Its product is annotated as piggyBac transposable element-derived protein 4-like. Bases 1 to 414 code for a protein of 137 amino acids. Lineage: Eukaryota; Metazoa; Arthropoda; Insecta; Siphonaptera; Pulicidae. The transcript has a single exon. The record is from RefSeq and is a predicted model, not a curated record.
AUGAGUUUGAUGAAGCCAUUGAUAAAUAAGGGAUAUUGCCUCACUAUCGAUAAUUUUUAUAGUUCUGUGGAACUAUUCAAAUUGUUAUCGGUUUUCAAAAGAGAUGCAUAUGGAACAGUGAGAUCUAAUAGAAAAGGUUUACCAAUUAAUAUAAAAAAUCCAAAAGAAGUGAAUCCUGAAUACGUAAGAUCUUUUAGAAAGGAGAGAUUGAUGGCCAUGAGAUGGAAAGACAAAAGGAAUGUGUACUUCCUUUCUACAAUACACGGUGCAGAUCAGGUAGAAAUAGAAAAGAGAGGCAUCAUAAAAAUGAAACCCAAAGUGAGUGUUGAUUAUAAUUUUACGAUGGGAGGUGUUGAUCGCGUCGAUCAACAUUUGUCGAGUUAUCCCCUUCCAAGAAAAAGAGGAAAAAAAUAG